AACCAUGCAUCAUCUCAACUCAACAUCAACAUUAUAGAUCAAUACAUAAUCAGCGAGCAGAGCACAGGGCGCUACUCUCGCGCAUACUCAAUAUCGGAAUUAGAAUCCAUAAUCGGCCCCUUCCGCAUGUCCCCACUCGGUCUCAUACCGAAACCAAACUCCAUGAAGUUCAGACUCGUGCAGGACAUGUCCUACCCUCGCGACAAUCCUGAGAAUCCUUCCGUCAACAUGGGAAUAGACCCAGACGCAUUCCCAACAGAAUGGGGAACGUUCGACAGCGUCGUCAACUUGAUCCUUUCACUGCUCGACAGCUGCAUCGCAGCAAUGUUCGACAUUGCAUCAGCCUACAGGAUCAUACCUGUACACCCCAGUCAACAAUGGGCUCUGUGCAUUCUUUGGCGAGAUUGAGUAUACAUCAACAGAGCCCUCAUGUUCGGACUGAGCUCCAGUGCAGGAGUAUUCAGCUCGGUAGCAGACAUGCUCGUCGCCAUUUACAAGAAAGCCGGAUUUGGUCCAAUUCGAAAGUGGGUGGACGACUUCUUCGUCAUCCACCUACCGCACCAAGAUUGGACAGAGGAAGAAUUCAUCGCCCUGUUGUCCGUUUUUGGGGUUCCAUGGAGCUUGGAGAAGCUGCGAGCCUUCACAGCUCGACAAUGCUACAUCAGCUUCAGCUGGGACCUCUGUUGCAAGCAUGGCUCACGAAAGGAGCUCGCUUCACGACAAUUGAAGCAGCGAGCUUGCACGGCAAGCUGGUCCAUAUUUCAUCGAUUUUCCCGCUGAUCCGCCCCUUCCUACGCUCAAUAGCCCUUUUCGCCAACAAAUUCAAAUUGCAGCGAGCACACCCAGAAACCAGUCGACCUCCUCUGGUGGGGCGACGUGAGUACUUCCUUCGGAAUAGGUGUAGUGGUAGGCUGACAUUGGGCAGCAUGGAAAUGGAAAGAGGGCUUCCUAGUAGGCUCAGGACACGAGCACAACAUCGGCUGGGCCGAAGCCACAGCCGUGGAACUGGGUCUGAGGCUCAUUAUCCACCUUGGCUUACAUAAGCGCCCAAACGUGAAGGGCCAAUCCUUAUUGGUUCAAUUGGACAAUGCUGGUGUCAUAAUAUCGAUAAACAAGGGCCGAUUGCGCAGCCAAGCCACGAACAUCGUACUCAAAGAAAUCUAUCUAUUGCAGGCACUCAACGGGGUCCAUCUCAAACUCGAACACGUCCCCAGCCAAAUCAACAUUUCAGAUCUGCUAUCAUGUGGCGACAUUCAAGCCUUCCUAGAUGGAUUUUCGGGCCCAUCAUGCAGAACGGACUUCCCACUCCCUUCACACCUCAGAGACAAGAUGUCAUUUGUUACAGCCUAAC
Messenger RNA from Suillus paluster, 1351 nucleotides. RefSeq lists its product as uncharacterized. The record is from RefSeq and is a predicted model, not a curated record. The transcript is spliced from 4 exons. Bases 261 to 1043 code for a protein of 260 amino acids. NCBI's taxonomy places the organism in Eukaryota, Fungi, Basidiomycota, Agaricomycetes, Boletales, Suillaceae.